UUGCCCAGGACCAACCCAUUCAGCAUCCACAGUCCGACAGAGAGGAGGGAGAGCGCGCACCCGAGCACGAAACUGGGAGCAGAGGUGGACCGUUUGCGCAAAAACUUUUUCCAAGCGUGGAUCGCUUUAGGCGCGGCGUUUUAAUAGUUUGGAUCUUUUUUUUAAAAGUCUUUCUGUUUGGAAAACUGACGCUGAAUUCCUAACGUCUGACUGACAGCAUGAUUCCCUCCCACCUGUUCCUGCUGGCAGUUUGGAGCUGCAUCCUGGCCGCUGCGUCGGUUGUCGUGGACAGGAGUUUCCUUCACACCUCGCCGGAUCCUAGUGACCUGGACGAGGACGUGGUCUACCAGCAUAUGCGCAGACUGUACGAGAAAUACAACAGGGGGGACCGCCUCAAAGAGGGAAACACGGUCAGGAGUUUCAGAGCCAGCCGAGACCCUGCUGACCACAGGAYGGUGUACUGGCUCAACUUCACAACCCUGCAGGACUCAGAGGUCAUCCUCUCUGCCACAUUCCAUUUCCUGCUUGACAAGCAUCCAAAAUCUUGGUUCUGUAAACGCUUCAAGAGCCCGUCGUGUCGCUCCGCAGCCACGCACGCCUCUCCGUCCAUCAGCUUGCUCCUUCGCUCUUCUGAAGCAGGGUUCAGAUCUGGGUCAAAGGGGUCACUUCUGGGCAACGUGACCUUCCACCCCCACAGGGGAGGGGUGUGGCAGAUGAAAGACGUGACCCAGGUCAUCAAGGAAGCACGAGACAGGGGUCAGCAGCUGGUGUCAGUUGAAGUGGACUUCGGAGAGCAGCGCCACAAACAGGCAGGGGAGAUUCUCUCCGCUGAUAGCGCGCCCUACCUGCUGCUGUAUGCUGACGACAAAGCUUUGACGGAGCCGAACAGCGUGGCUGCUAGCCUGCAGAGGUAUGACCCGCUCAACGAGGGGGCAGACCUCCUGCACAGGCCCAACUCCUCAGCAAAGCUGAAAGGACGCGUGAGAAGGGGAGCAAAUCUGCUUUCGGACCCCAUCCAGAACAACGAGCUGCCUCAGGUUGAGUACAAGCCCAGCGGAUAUAAGAAGGACGAGCUGUGGGAAAGCAACUGGUACCUUGCGUUAAAACCCAAAUUUAAAUCCGAAACGAAGGGAAAACGGAGAAAGGAGGAAGUCAAAGCUGCGCAUCGACCUCCGGUUUUGAACAAGGCUGAACGAACACCGCAGCUGAUCCAAACGGGCGAUCUGACGGCUAAAAACCGCAAAGAUGGCCGCACGGUCGUCGUCAGCGAGAGGAGAAAGAACGAGCGACGGAACGAGGGGAGGAAACACAAGGGGAGCGCUGACGCUCAGUCACCCGUUCUGAGUUUCGACGAACAAACGAUGCGGAAGGCCAGGAGGCGGCAGUGGGGGAACAGCCAGGACAGACGGUGCUCCAGGAGAAACCUCCGGGUGGAUUUUGAAGACAUCGGCUGGAGCGAGUGGAUCAUAGCUCCCAAGGCCUUUGAUGCCUACUACUGCGCUGGGACGUGUGGUUUCCCCAUGCCACAGGUGGUGCGGCCGUCGAACCACGCCACCAUCCAGAGCAUAGUGCGAGCCGUCGGGAUCAUCCCCGGAAUUCCCGAGCCCUGCUGUGUCCCAGAAAACAUGAGUCCUCUGGCUGUGCUCUUCCAGGACGAAUCCAUGAAUCCGGUGCUCAAAGUUUACCCCAACAUGUCCGUCCAGUCCUGCUCCUGCAGGUAGAGAGGUAGAAAAAAACAAAGAGGGAUUUCGAGCAAAACUGAAAACAGGACUUCGGUGAGACGGAUUUGUGUAUCCGUUAAAUGGUUUCCUCACCCUGAGAGACAACGUGACUUUGCCCAUCUUUAGGAACGUGAGGCUGAAGAGAAAUGACUUGUGUCUCGUUUCCCCGCAGCAGCAGGCUCAGUAAAAACCAACCGGCUUGUGUCUUUGUUGGGUUGUCAGAGACGUCUAGUAGUUUUUAUGCUGUUUGGAAUUUUACUCAUCUGGGAAAAGCAUUAAAGAGAUGUUAUUCUUUUAUUAACAGAAAUCUUUUUUCUUGACAGCUCAGAGUGAGAUCAUGUUUAUUUGCAUUUGUUGAAUUUAAUUCAAACCUUUUUAGAGGCAGCUCAUAAGAAACAAAAAAAAAGUUAAGUUGUUGUUUACCCACGCAGUGUUCGUUUAUUUGCGAGACGGGGAAUUUAUGAUUCGCGAUGUUUAUUUUAUUAAAACAAAAGUUUCUGAUUAUUUUUAAAGAGCACCUAAAAUUAAUGUUACCAACUCCUUUUUAUCCCUUGAAGAGUGUUAGAAUAAAAUCAUAACUAUUUUUGUAUUUUGAAUGUGAAAUUUGAAAAUUAUAACUAUAAGUAGACUUUGUAUGAUUAUAUUUUAGAUGACAGUUUUGUACGUGUGUAUUGUUUAAAUUAUGAAAAAAAAUAGCCUCCUGGAAUAAAAAUGAAAUUAAAAUACAAA
Molecule: messenger RNA, 2450 nt
Organism: Austrofundulus limnaeus
Lineage: Eukaryota; Metazoa; Chordata; Actinopteri; Cyprinodontiformes; Rivulidae
Gene: gdf10a
Product: growth differentiation factor 10a
Exons: 3
Coding region: 219-1721 (500 amino acids)
Biological process (GO): positive regulation of osteoblast differentiation
Cellular component (GO): extracellular region
Molecular function (GO): growth factor activity; cytokine activity
Source: RefSeq, a predicted model, not a curated record